UCUUUCUUCAUUCAGGAAGGUGUAAAUUUACAGAAGAAAGAGAAAACGGAAGAGAUGACAAUUGAGGCGGAGGAAGAAGAUACAGGGAAUAAAGUUGAUGCUUCCACUUCUAUGAUGCGUUGGGAAAGGUUUCUUCCUCGUAUGGUUCUUAGAGUAUUGCUGGUUGAAGCCGAUGAUUCGACUAGGCAUAUUAUCGCGGCUCUUCUCAGGAAAUGCAGUUACAAAGUUGCUGCAGUUGCUGAUGGACUUAAGGCAUGGGAGUUACUGAAGGGAAAACCUAAGAACAUAGACCUUAUAUUGACAGAAGUUGAUUUGCCGUCUAUAUCUGGAUUUGCCCUCCUUACUCUCAUUACAGAGCAUGAAAUAUGCAAAAAAAUUCCUGUCAUAAUGAUGUCAUCGCAAGAUUCAGUCACCAUGGUUUACAAGUGCAUGUUGAGAGGUUCUGCUGACUUUCUUGUCAAACCUGUACGGAAGAAUGAGCUGAAGAACUUGUGGCAACAUGUUUGGAGGAGACAGUCAUCAAUUGGCAUUGGACGCAGUCCUCUCAAUGAGAGUGUGACGCAACAAAAGCUAGAAGCUACAGCUGAAAAUGACUAUGCUACCAAUCCUUCAAGUGGAUUUAUUGCUUCCAUUCAGAGAAAUAGAGAGCGGAUUGAUAAAGGAAGUGAUGCCCAGAGCUCAUGUAGAAAACCAGAAAUGGAAGGCGACGGUGAUGCCUGCCAUGAAGAAAGUCUUGAUGAACCACCCUUAAAGUCUCUCAUGCCAAAAAAGAAGUUACAAACUGACAUUGAUCAUGAAGAAGCCAAAUUAGUGGCAUUGGAAAAAGAUGAUGAAGGGGAUGAGAAAAGCCUAAGUGGGGUUCCAAACAUGAAUAGUGAAUUAGCCUGUGCUGUUACCACGAAUCCCAUGGUUAUCAAUGCUUCUUCAACAGAAGCCAUUGGUUUAAUUGGAGCAUUUGACCAUAUUUCAAACAGCGGUUACAGAAACUGCUCUUCAAAUAGUUACACAAAUAAAGUAGAACUGAAUCUUUCCUUGCGAAGUAGAUCAUCAUAUCCUGAUGAAAACUACAUACUAAAGCAGUCGACUGUCUCGGCCUUCUCAAGGUAUGUCAGCAGCAAGACACUUGAGCCUUCUUCACAGUCAGUGUUAGCUAAUAAUCAGAGUCGAUCACCACCAUCACCACCCAAGGAUCAUGGAACUGCUGAUGAUUCUGAGAAACAAACCUCAAAUCACAUUCAAGACUGCAAUAAUAAUAUUACAACUGCAUUGGGCAGUGGUCUAUCUAGACAAGUUGAGAUAUCCUUUCCGAGGCCUCAACAGUUGAGAUAUCUUUCUGUUCCAGUUCCGGUGAGAGGUAUGGGGCUUCCAGUCAUGCCUCCAAUAUACUAUGCACAAUCUGGCAGCAAUUCAAUGCUGCAGAGUCUAGGCUCAGUUUGUAGUAGUCAAGAGGCAUCAUUCUUUAUGCAACGAUCCAACAUUAACAUUGAUUCAAGAAACUGUAGAGACUUUUCCCUUCUUAUGAACCAACAACGACAACAAGCAGCAAACAACAAUUCGGGAAAUAAAAGUGGGAGUUUUGGUAAUAAUGGCACAAUGAGCAGUAUUAACUAUAUGAGUAAAAAUGUUGAAGGUGGUGGUCAUACUCAUACUCAUAGCCAUAGCCAUAGCCACAGGCUAGUGUUAGUAAGUGCUGGUCAGAGUGAGAAUGAAGAAAGUUUUCUGAUUCAAAACAGAGACAACAACCAAUAUGGAUCUGGAUCUGGUGCUGGUUCUGAUAAGAGAGAAGCAGCAUUAAAAAAAUUUCGUUUAAAACGAAAAGAAAGAUGCUUUGAGAAGAAGGUACGCUAUGAAAGUAGGAAAAAACUGGCAGAGGAACGUCCUAGGGUGAAAGGACAAUUUGUUCGUCAAGCAAGUGGCUAAUGAUAUAUAAUUCCAAAUGGUUAGUCCGCAUUGUUAUUAACUUGAUCCUCCUCCUUGCACAAGAAUACAAGAAGAAAUGAAACAAACAGAUGCAAACGAACAAGUAGUAGAAGUUGGACACAAAAGAACAAAACAGAACAUGGGCCUAAAGCAACCUCCAAAAGCUUCAUUUCAAAUUUACAACACACAAUUUCACAGGCUAUGGGCGAGAAGAGAGAGUUCUCGCUAUCAUCAUUAUUGGUGGGGUCGUCUUCUUUCUUCAGCUCCAAUAAGAUUCGAUGCCAAUGGAAUCGAAUUCGAAUCGAAAUUCUCGAGGAGAUUCAGGUAAUUAUAUUUACAUGUUCAGUAUCUGUUCUGAACACACACAAUGUAAAUAAUGUAUUUGUCAUUUUAACUCAUGUUUUUACAAUCUUUCAUAUUAUUAAUAUAAGUAUGGUUUUCCUU
Molecule: messenger RNA, 2364 nt
Organism: Impatiens glandulifera
Lineage: Eukaryota; Viridiplantae; Streptophyta; Magnoliopsida; Ericales; Balsaminaceae
Product: two-component response regulator-like APRR3
Biological process (GO): phosphorelay signal transduction system; cytokinin-activated signaling pathway
Molecular function (GO): protein binding
Source: RefSeq, a predicted model, not a curated record